Messenger RNA from Scophthalmus maximus (turbot), 1940 nucleotides. RefSeq lists its product as uncharacterized. Gene Ontology annotation, biological process: positive regulation of ERK1 and ERK2 cascade; T cell activation; interleukin-15-mediated signaling pathway. The transcript is spliced from 5 exons. Bases 424 to 1242 code for a protein of 272 amino acids. Gene Ontology annotation, cellular component: membrane raft; external side of plasma membrane. The record is from RefSeq and is a predicted model, not a curated record. NCBI's taxonomy places the organism in Eukaryota, Metazoa, Chordata, Actinopteri, Pleuronectiformes, Scophthalmidae. Gene Ontology annotation, molecular function: protein tyrosine kinase binding; MHC class II protein binding.
GGGCGCGCAGGUGAUAUAUGGUGUAAUAAGCUCAGUUAAAUACGGGGGGCCGCAAGUCCAUGCAGGCCCUUAUUGGUUAAAAGAAGCCAAACCCUGAGUCUGGGAGGAAGACGGGGGCCAAAUGGGGCCCAGAGCUUGAUUUGGAGGAAGGAGUUGAAUCAGUACCAGCUUGUGCAUCACAUGUAAAUGUUUCCCAAGCAAUCGCUUCAACACUCACGUGUCUGUUCAGGACUGAAUAAGUAGAAGAGUCGACGCCGAGCUGCUCGACAACGCGUCAACAUAAAAAUAGCAAAUGACAUAAGCGGACAAUAUGUCACUGUGGGGGAACAGACACGCGUCAGUCACAGGAAGGAAACGCCACAUUGCACAUUCUGCUGAGAAAGAAAGCAGCAAAGACAAGAAAAGAGAAGCCGCCGAGGAACAAUGGUUGAAUUCAAGUGGAUUAAAGUGUAUUUGUGUGUGACACUGGUGCUUCGGUUUACAGCGAUAACAGAACAAAAAGAUCAGUCCGUCGUUGUCAGAGCUGGAACUAGAGCGACUUUGCCUUGUGGACUUGAGGAUCCGGAUAACUGUGAGAACACAGACUGGCUCUACGCUAAAUCGCAUCACACCAGUGCAGUAGAGCUGGUCAGAUCUGGCCUGCUCCAGACGUCUGCGAGUUCCAAAUCCAGACCAGAGAGGAUGCGUGUUACAGCAAACUGUUCUCUGGUUGUAAAGGAGGUCACAGCUCAGGAUGCUGGUCAAUACUGCUGCAGACAGGAUGAAGACGGGAGAAUGAAAGAUGCUUUGGUUCAUUUGUCUGUCGUCAACAUGACUGAACAGAGGAGCACUGAUGGAGUGACACUCACCUGCUCAGUGUGGGCGUAUGGAGAGAGCAGAUGCACAGUGAAGUGGCUCUUAAAGGGCGGAGACGUGGAUGAAGACAACGGCGACCUGAAGACGUCACAGUCUGGCAGCUCAGCCACCGUGAGCUUUAAAAGCUCUCAUUUCAUUAACAAGUCAGAAAACUACGAGCCACUGACAUGUCAAGUGACGUAUGGUUUCACUGAGAAACGGUUUCUCUUCAGGCCUCGGUCAUCAGCACUUGGAGACAACGAGACGACAACAGAGUCAGAAGAUUGGUGGUGGUGGUGGUGGUGGUGGAUGCGCAUCGUUCUGGCUGUGGGCUUAGCAGCAGUCGUAAUAACUGUGGAGGCUGUACUCAGGUGGAAGAGAAGUAAAGAUGGGAACAUUCACAGAUGAAAGAAAAGGUUGCAAAUAUGUUACUACGUUGCAAAGUAACAUAUUCAUGUUGUUCGCGUCCCGGUUCGAACCAACCAGGGCCUUUCUGUGCAGAGGUUGCAUGUUCCCUCCGUGUAUACAUGGGUUCGAGAUAUAUCAUUACAAAAAUAAUUCAGUUCAAUAACUCAACUCUGCCAAAGAUUAAUUCUGACUGGGCAGCACUCACAGUUUGGGUGUUAACUGCUGAAUGUGUGGGAAUGGGACCACAGAAGAGGAACACGAGGCCCAAAUCUUGAAAUUGACCCGUGCUGUCUUUUUUAUUUUUACUUUGUUGUUUUAUUUCUCAGGUUUAGGAUGAUGACGAUGAUGAUGUUGAUGAAGAUGAUGAUGAUUAUGAUGAUGACGAUGAUGAAGGUGAUGCAGUGACCUACAGCGCAGUGAGAGAUUCCUCUUCCUCGGCCGGAGCCUCCUCACAUCCCAGCAGCCUCUAGGCUUCCGUCAGCGAACCCCCCCAAAAAAACAGGACACAAUAUAGUUACGUGUCAUAUCAUUACAUUGGUUUUUAAAUCUGAUGAAAAAUAAGAAAACCAAGUCAGUUUUUAUUUGCCUUCUCUGUCACACUGUAUUAACUGAUGUCUUUUAUAUAUAACGUUUAUGCUUUUACUAGUCAUUUUUAUAGAUAUUGAUGCAUAAAGGGAAAUAAAAAAAACUUGAAGCUC